This is a messenger RNA of Syzygium oleosum, 680 nucleotides long. Its product is annotated as histidine-containing phosphotransfer protein 1-like. The transcript has 6 exons. Lineage: Eukaryota; Viridiplantae; Streptophyta; Magnoliopsida; Myrtales; Myrtaceae. Gene Ontology annotation, cellular component: nucleus; cytoplasm. The record is from RefSeq and is a predicted model, not a curated record. Gene Ontology annotation, molecular function: protein histidine kinase binding; histidine phosphotransfer kinase activity. Gene Ontology annotation, biological process: phosphorylation; cytokinin-activated signaling pathway; phosphorelay signal transduction system. The coding region runs from base 42 to 521 and encodes 159 amino acids.
GCGUGUUGGUCUGGAGGGGGUGACAAACAACAGAUCAGAGCAUGGAUGUGGGCCUGACGCAAAUGCAGAGGAGUUUGGCUGAUUACAGGAACUCCAUGUUGAGAGAGGGUGUUCUGGAUUCUCAGUACUUACAGCUUCAGGAACUGCAAGAUGAGAGCAACCCAGGUUUUGUAGUGGAAGUGUUGUCUCUUUUCUUGACUGAUUCUGAGAAGCUGCUCCAUGAUCUCUCCACCGAUCUAGUUCAGCGAAAUGUGGACUUCCAAAGGGUAGACGCUCAUGUUGACCGGUUAGAGGGCCGCAGUCGUAGCAUAGGAACACCGAGGCUUAAGAAUGCCUGCAUAGCCUUCCGCAACCUCCGCAACUCCUGUCAGGAGAAAAACAUUCCUGGGUACCUGAAAUGUCUGGAACAAAUGAGACAAGAAUUCUUCCUUGUGAAAAGCAAGCUCGAAACUCUUUUCAAUCUGGAGCAACAAGUUGUGGCUGCUGGUGGGUCGAUCCCAAAACUGCAAUCAAGCUUUUGAUAGGCAAUAGUGGGCAUGUUUUGAAGAAGAUAAAGACGAAGAAGCUUAUAGAAGCUAAUAUGAUAGAUACUUGGGCUCAGCAUUUGUAAUGUUAGUAACUACUAAGCUUGAAUGCUAGUAAUCAAGCUUAAAAGGUUUUUAGUUUUUCAUAGGAUCCAA